AUGGUGAAUGCCCCUCGCCCCCAGAGUGUUGCCCCUCGCCCCACCUUCCUGGGAUUGGUGAAUUAUUACCACAAAUUCCUGCCAAACCUUGCUACAAUCCUGCAUCCAUUGAAUCAAAUGGUGGAAAGUAACUACCAAUGGAACUGGACAGAUCAAUGCGAAGAAGCUUUUUGCAAAGUGAAAGCAAUGAUUGUUUCAGAUCUGGUGCUUACACAUUAUGAUCCUAACCUUCCCUUACAACUGGCUUGUGAUGCUUCGCCUGUAGGAAUUGGAGCGGUACUGUCUCAUGUCAUGGCAGACGGCACAGAGCGACCGAUAGCGUUUGCAUCGAGAUCCCUGUCGAAGGCGGAGCGCAACUACGCACAGAUAGAUAAAGAAGCGCUGGAUGCAGUGUGGGGAGUCAAGAAAUUCCACAAUUACCUUUUCG
Molecule: messenger RNA, 427 nt
Organism: Paramuricea clavata
Lineage: Eukaryota; Metazoa; Cnidaria; Anthozoa; Malacalcyonacea; Plexauridae
Source: the annotation of a GenBank genome assembly